AUGCAGGUGGUGCAAAGCGAACAGAAGACUCCUCGGGUGGACGACGACAUGGACACCAAAGAUGAAUCCGCACAGGAACAAACAAUGACAACUGGGGACAUGAUCUCCAUUGGUGGAGUGGAUCCAGCUCUUGCAGCGAAGAUGCACAUUGUGAACGAUGCUAUCAACCAAAUCGGCUUCACGACCUAUCAUACGAAGUUGUUUUUCUUGAAUGGGUUUGGAUACGCCGUUGACUCUCUGUUAGCCUUUCUUAUGAGUAUCACGGCGGGCCAAGUCGCUCUCGAAUUCCAGCCAUCCUACGCCCGAGGUGGGACCAUCGCCCUAUAUGUCGGACUCCUUGUCGGCGCUCUCUUUUGGGGCAUAGGUGCCGAUAUCAUGGGAAGGAAGUGGGCCUUUAACCUGAGUCUUUUGAUUGCCGCUGUGUUCUCAAUCGCUGCCGGAGCAUCGCCUAACUUCAUUACCUGGACGUCGUUCGUCGCCAUUACUGGGUUUGGUGCUGGUGGAAAUCUUGUCUUGGACACGACUGUCUUCUUGGAGUAUCUACCUGCAAAGAGCCAGUGGCUUGUUACCCUGAUGGCGGUCUGGUGGGGAAUCGGACAGACAGUUGCUGGCCUGUUGGCCUGGGCUUUCAUUCCUAAUUUCAGCUGCACAUCGGCUGAUGAUUGUCCUCGAUCUGAGAACAUGGGCUGGCGUUACCUUUACUUCACAUCUGGUGCUCUCGUGCUUUGCAUGAGUAUUGCUCGGGUGACUGUCAUUCGUUUCCAUGAGACUCCGAAGUUCUUGGUCUGCAGAGGCGACGAUGAGAAGGUUGUUAAGGGUCUUCAAGAUCUGGCUCAGAAGUAUGGACGACCUUGUGAUCUAACCGUCGAACAGCUUCAGCGCCAUGGCGCUGUCGCAACAGCUCACUCACAGAACCUGUUCUCCUUUAAUGAGAUCAUGGUUCAUUACAACGGGCUUUUUGCAACUCGAAAGUUAGGAAUAUCUACGUCACUGGUCUGGUUAUCAUGGACGCUUAUAGGCCUUGCCUAUCCUCUGUUUUAUAUUUUUCUUCCUGAGUACCUGAGCAGCAGAGGUGCACAAUUUGGAGAAACGUCAGCAUAUAUCACCUGGCGCAACUAUGUUCUGGCCCAGUUCAGUGCUAUAUUUGGUCCUUUGGUCGCUGGUUACCUCUGCAAAAUACCACGAGUUGGAAGGAAAUAUACUAUGGUCAUUGGAGCCAUUCUUACGAUGGUGUUCUUCUUCGCCUACACUUCCGUUCGCAAUGAUGACCAAAACAUCGCCUUCAGUUGCAUCGUUUCAUUUGCCAUCAACAUCUACUACGGUACUCUCUAUGCCUACAGUCCAGAGGUUUUACCUUCUGGCCACAGAGCAACGGGCAAUGGCACAGCGGUCGCACUAAAUCGUAUCAUGGGCAUUAUGUCAGCGAUUGUUGCGACCUAUGCCGACACGUCAACUCCAGUGCCAGUGUAUAUCUGUGCGGCCCUCUUUGCCGUCAUGGCCGCUGUCUCAGCAAUCUUCCCAUACGAACCGCAGAAUGGACAAAGUAUCUAG
Messenger RNA from Exophiala bonariae, 1551 nucleotides. RefSeq lists its product as uncharacterized. Bases 1 to 1551 code for a protein of 516 amino acids. The record is from RefSeq and is a predicted model, not a curated record. Gene Ontology annotation, molecular function: transmembrane transporter activity. Gene Ontology annotation, biological process: transmembrane transport. Gene Ontology annotation, cellular component: membrane. The transcript is spliced from 6 exons. Lineage: Eukaryota; Fungi; Ascomycota; Eurotiomycetes; Chaetothyriales; Herpotrichiellaceae.